Molecule: messenger RNA, 1338 nt
Organism: Punica granatum (pomegranate)
Lineage: Eukaryota; Viridiplantae; Streptophyta; Magnoliopsida; Myrtales; Lythraceae
Source: RefSeq, a predicted model, not a curated record
AAUAGCUAAAGCAUCAUUUCACACUAGUCUCAUUAGCUUGGUGAGAAGGAUGACAGCCCUUCUCCUCUUACUAGCCGUGGGGUCUGCGGCCACCCUCUCCAGCGCUGACCUCUACGGCAACCCCUCGCCCCCACCACCGCCUGCUGUUUCUGCGCCUCCUCCGCCGUCUGCAGUGGCCGGAAAGAAGUUUCCGCAGCAGUUUAUGGCGUGCAACGACCCGACCACCACAUGCUACGGCAAGAACAUUACCUGCCCACAGCAGUGCCCUUCCUUCAAACCUGCUGACCCAACUGCCAAGGCCUGCACCAUUGACUGCUCCACCCCCACAUGUGAAGCCUAUUGCAAGAAUCGCACAGCAAACUGCAAUGGAGUGGGCUCGGCAUGCGGGGACCCAAGGUUCGUCGGAGGAGACGGGAUUGUGUUCUAUUUCCACGGCCAAACAAACCAGUACUUUAGUCUCGUGUCCGACCGGAACCUCCAGAUUAAUGCGCGUUUCAUCGGCCGCCACCCUGAAGGGAGGAAGCGUGACAACACUUGGAUUCAGGCUCUUGGCGUCAUGUUCGGUCGCCACACAUUUACCCUCGCUGCCAACAAGGUGGCCAAGUGGGACAACAGCAUCGACCAGCUCCAGUUCACAUACGAUGGUGAGCCUGUCCACGUUGGCGAGGGCCACCUGGCUAGCUGGACCGCUGCCGACAGUGACCUGAGCCUGGAGAGGACCGCCCACUGCAACAGCAUAACCCUGACACUCCCAGGGGUUGCCGAGGUCUCCGCGAACGUGGUCCCCAUCACGAAGGAGGAUGAUAGGAUUCAUAACUACCAGAUCCCCGAGGACGACUGCUUCGCCCACCUGGAGGUGCAGUUCCAGUUCUUCGACCUCUCUGAGAUGGUCGAGGGCGUGCUGGGGCAGACCUACAGACCCGACUUCGCGAGCCCGGUCAAGAGAGGGGUCGCGAUGCCAAUCAUGGGAGGCGAGAACAAGUACAGGACUUCUUCCCUUGUGUCGGCUGACUGCAGCUACUGCAACUUCUCGCCCGAGCUGCGGGGGAAAGUUACCGCUCUCUCAUUGGAGCCGACCAACGUGAUGGAGUGCACCAGCAAGAUGAGCGAUGGCCAUGGAGUGAUUUGCCGCCGAUAAUGUCUAGGAUAAUUGUGGAAGUUAGAUCGUGUCAUAGUACUCUAGAGAACGUACUAGUUUACACACCAGUCGUAUUCUAGCAGCAGAUCAAUGAUGUAUCAAAGCAGAUUUCGUCUUUUUAAUGUUUCAAAGUAGAUUCUGAGAUAAACGGUUGUCCAAGAACUAUAUGAAAUAAUAACAAUAGCAAUAUAGAGUUGUUU